Lathyrus oleraceus (garden pea) is the source of this 778-nucleotide messenger RNA. RefSeq lists its product as uncharacterized. The record is from RefSeq and is a predicted model, not a curated record. Bases 119 to 649 code for a protein of 176 amino acids. Lineage: Eukaryota; Viridiplantae; Streptophyta; Magnoliopsida; Fabales; Fabaceae. The transcript has a single exon.
AAUGAAGAUAAGAUAGGAAUGGUUGUAAACACCAUUUACAUCCACACAAGUUCAAUAGGCUUAAAAACAUUAGCUUCAUAUGUGAAUCAUAGCUAGAAAAUUUGAGGAGAAAAAAAAGAUGGAAAACCUAAGCCUGAAACUAAAGCUUCAUCUUCCAAAUUCCUCCAACCCUUCUUGUUCUCUUUUCACUCCAAAAAAGCAUCCAUUAUUCAUCAAACCAAACAUGAAACAAAGACCUUCAAAAUCUUGUGCAAUGAAACUGACAAAACAAACUCCAGUUGUGGAAGAUGCACCAAUGAAGCUUCAAGUUGUUGAAAAUGGGAAUUCAAGGGCUAUGAUAAUGGGAGCUGUUUCUGUUGGAGUUCUGUUGCUUCUGAGUGGAAUGGAUGAACACAAGGCACUGGCUUUGGGACCUGAAGGGCCACUUGUGGAAGAGUUUUGGGACAACGUGAGAAGGUAUGGAUUGUAUGCACUAACUGUUAGUACAGGUGCUAUUUAUACAAUCAUGGUGCCUAUAUUUGAGCUUCUCAAGAAUCCAAUAACUGCGAUUCUGAUUGUGGCUAUUUUUGGAGGUGGGUUUUACAUUGUUUCUCAGGUUGUUUCUGCUAUGGUUGGUAUUUCGGAUUUUAGUUAUGAAUAUGGAAACUAGACAUAUAGAUUCAUAUGUAGAUAGAUGAAAAAUCAAUUAUUAAUUAAGUUUAUGGAGGCUUGGUAUGUAUUAUGUAGUACAAUUUUGCAUGCUGCAAGCUGAUUUUGAUUAUCUGCUUUCUGCUAUCAA